This is a messenger RNA of Didymodactylos carnosus, 645 nucleotides long. The record is from the annotation of a GenBank genome assembly. NCBI's taxonomy places the organism in Eukaryota, Metazoa, Rotifera, Eurotatoria, Philodinida, Philodinidae.
AUGUCCUCAAAAUUUACUCUCGUUAACUCCCCAAUAUUUUACAACGAGGAUUAUAAUAAUUAUGCCAUUUUUAAUGCAGUUGAUAUGGAUACGUCACCAAUGAUACAAGUAGAAAUACGAAAUAGUCACGGUGUAUUCCUUUUCCAAACGCUGAUAAAUACCCGCGUGUCGCCUAAAACUGUUGGACUUAAUGAUCGUCAACAAAAACGUUAUAAACUUAAACUAUAUCACAAAUAUUCCGUUCAAAUACAUGUUCAUCAACAUAAUUUAUUAACUAUUAUUAAUCAAAAGUUCAAUGUCGAUAAAACAGUCGGAGGAUACAAUCAUGUAUUCGAAAGAAUAUUUGGGAAUAUCUUAUUAUCCAGGUUAUAUCCUCAAAAUUUUAUUCGUAAAACAGGAAUGAAACAUUCACGUGGAAUAUUACUUAGUGGGCCACCAGGUACCGGAAAGACACUGAUUGCUCGAACAAUAUGUGAAGUUUUAAGAGUAAAACCAAAGAUUGUCAACGGUCCCGAAACAUAUAACCAUUUGUUAAGAGAAUCCGAAGCAAAAAUAAGACAUUUAUUUGAUGAAUCAGAAUUCGACGCAGAAAAGUAUGGUGCGAACAGUGAUCUACACAUUAUUAUGGUGGUGAAGCUCCAAUGA